Molecule: messenger RNA, 816 nt
Organism: Pneumocystis jirovecii RU7
Lineage: Eukaryota; Fungi; Ascomycota; Pneumocystomycetes; Pneumocystales; Pneumocystaceae
Exons: 2
Coding region: 1-816 (271 amino acids)
Source: RefSeq, a predicted model, not a curated record
AUGAGGGCCUCCGUAUUUGCAUUUUUUGUAGGGGUAGUACGUGCUCUUUUAAAAGAUAUAAAUAUUGCAGCGUAUGAAAAUUCAGACAAUAUUUUGGAUAAUACAGGAUACUUGGAAAAUAAUAAUAUAUAUUUAAAUAGUCCCAAAAAUCACGAAGAAUCAAAAUUUGUUAAUACUCACACCCAUAUUGCUGAUAAAACAGAAUAUGUAACAGAGGUGUUAUACCAUACUCAUACAGAAGUGGUAUUCACAAUAAGAAAAUGUUGUUCAGGUAAAUCAUGGCGUAAAAGUUGUGCAAAAGGGAAAGUUACUUCAAAAACUACUUCUCAUGCAACUGUUUGUCCCACCCCAACCAAAGAAUCAGAUCCAGAACCAGAACCAACAGAUUCAGACUCAAUGGAGCCACCAAGCUCCACAGAAGACCUUGAGGAAACAGAUGAACAUGGGCCAACGGAUACACCAGAACCAGAGCCGGAACCAGAGCCGGAACCAGAGCCGGAACCAGAGCCGGAACCAGAGCCGGAACCAGAGCCAGAGCCGGGACCAGAACCAACAUCUGAUCCAACAGAUCCACCUCAACCUACAGAGGAGCCAGCAGAGACCUAUUCGACCGAAAGUGAUAGUGAGUGUUCAUACACGGAGACAGUAACAAUAAAUGAUGGAUAUGAUGCAACAGUUACAGUAACAGUAUCAGAAGAAUCAGAUAACAAUGGAGUAAGUGAUAAAGGGCACAGUGUCCGAAUAGAAGGAUUUCAAAGAGUAGGGGUAAUUUGUCUGAUUAUAGGAAUCAUGGCAGGGAUGUGGAUAAUUGUUUAA